This is a messenger RNA of Papilio xuthus (Asian swallowtail), 874 nucleotides long. RefSeq lists its product as uncharacterized. The record is from RefSeq and is a predicted model, not a curated record. Lineage: Eukaryota; Metazoa; Arthropoda; Insecta; Lepidoptera; Papilionidae. Bases 199 to 597 code for a protein of 132 amino acids. The transcript is spliced from 2 exons.
UCGCGUGUUAUUGAUAUUUUCAAGGUUUCCUCCAGAAUUUUCAAUCACUCAACAUUAUUCACAUAAAUAUUAUAUGACUAUCUGUAAAUUUACCAACUGAAAUAUAAAGGUUUAACACGUAUAUGUGUAGAAUUUGAACAAUUUACAAUACUGUUAAUAUUUUGAAUAAUAAGCUGCGCUUCGCGUUCAGUCUCGAAUAUGAACAGAAAAAGAAAUGUUAGCUACAUCAAACCAGAAGACCCCCAUUUCCUUAAAAUGCUAAAAAAAGAAGCAGGAUAUGACGAUACAAAUCAUAAGUUUGAUAAAUUGGAAAAUAGGGAUGAGGAUUUUGUUGAUGACGAAGAAAGUGAGAAACCUCAGGUUGUUGUUUUGAAAGACGGAGAUCUUACUGCAGAGGAGGCAGAAGCGGAGACAAAAAGAUUAGACAAAGAAAAAAAUGAAAUAAAAGCUGAUCUAAGCCAAAAGGUUAUUUUUCAAGCUAAAUUAAAACCAACAAUGUUACCUGACAGUAAGAGUCAAAAGAGAAAAAACCGAGUGAGACAAAAGCCUAGUAGUCAACUUUUGUCAUUUGCAGGCGAAGAAGACGUCGGUGAAUGAAUAUUUCUAAUGUAAAAAUGCUAAUGAAGUAUAUUCUUGAUGUAUCUCAAUUUUUUGGAGUAAACCUGCACUUAAUGCAGCGAAAUAUGUAAUCAAUUUUGAAUUCUAAUAAUAUCAUUAUAGCCAUAAUUACCAAUAUCAGUGUUGUGUGUAGUUUCAAAAUAUGUAAUAAUUAUAUUAUUGCAAACAUAAGACAUUAUUAAGAUAUAUUCCAAUUCAAUGCAAACAUGCAGUUUUUCAUAUUAGAAAUGUAAGAUUGCAUUAUCUUCAAAUGUGU